AAGUGACAGAAUGACGUGCAAGGGUUUGCACGUUUUCUUCUUCUUCUUCUUCGUAGGAGACUAACCUCUUCGUUUUUCAAUCUCGAUAGCUUCGACCACGUCCUUACGACCGCCACGAUCCGCCCUUGCGCCCUCGUAUCGGAGCCAGCCCCCUCUGCCCACGAAGCCGCUCCGGACCGAGGGUCUCAACCACAUGAUAAAAGAGCUACAAACAUUGCUUGAGACGGAGGAAGUCACUAUGAGCGUCGUGCAGAGUCUGGUGGAUCUCUACCAGAGCCAACUCGCAUCGAUACCACUGCUCAGGGAACUCCUCCAGCUCCAAGGACCUUCCCAACAUGGUCCUCAGGGGAUGGAAGAGAUCCUGAAGACUAUUCGAAAAGAUUUGAAGCCUAUCGAAACGCGUGCCAUGCGCGAGCCGCCCACGGUCAGGCUCAAGAUGAAGGGACAUACAGAGUAUCUCGAGGCAGCAACCGCCCUAAAGCCAAGCCAAAUCAUGGAGAUUGUGUCUAGAAUACGAACGCGCGAACGCAAGUCGAAAAGGAGCGCACAGCAACAGAUCAGAGGGACCGUUGACAAUGCUCCAGAUGACGGGGUCCAUGGUCAUGAACAGUCGUGCUGGGAUGCCGUUUUGGGUGCUCGCAUCGAUCGAAACGUGCUCAAACUCUUCUGCAAAGACGACAACGCCGUGCAGGAUAUCUACAGCCGUUCAAACAUUGUCUGCCAAGAACUCAAACUUGGCGAACUUGAACAAGUCCCUGAAAACUACUAUGUCGAAGUUCACGGACUUAGGCUGUCGAGAGAAGAAUUCGAGCAAAAUCACAAUCGGGACGAAGCUUGGGGAAAAGAAAACUCGGUCAAGAUUGUCCACAGCGCGAGGACUUUUGGGAGGACUGUGUUGACUCUGACUGAUGAGAAGGAUGCUCUCCGUCUGUGCAAUGAAUGGGUUUACUUGAGUGGAUCAAAGGUCGCGGCUGAGGCUGUUGACAUCCGCUCGGUGCCACUUUUCUGCGUGAAUUGUUGCGGACCUGGUCACUUUAAAGAUCAGUGCACCAAUUCUCAGCGAUGCGGAAAAUGUGCUGAAGAGCAUAGCACAUUCCUGUGCAAAGCUAUCAAGCAAAGGUGCCCCAACUGCAAGAAUGAGGGCCUUAGGGAUAUUAAGGAUCAAGGCCAUACGGCCUGGUCCCCGGAGUGCCAAUCCGUCGCAACGAAGCGAAUGUUUGACAAUUGCAAGCAACUCGCAAGCGUCAAAGUUCCUUGGGCCUCAUCCUCGGCUCAACAUCAGACUACGUGUGAGACCUGUCAGACCACAGCUCCCCCGAAAACACGAAGGAAUAGGAAAAUCCAACUGGGGCAUCAUCAGUGCCGUCGUCUGUCGGCGGUUCGAACCGCGGCAACAGCCAGCAAGUCAUGGGUGUGCCGGUGGGUAAGGAUGGGACCGAAGCUGAGGCGAGGGGCAACAAAGCCAUGCAGACGCCCAGAGCCUCCUCAGGCCGUUCCCCUCUGGGACCUGAGAUUAAAGUUCCCAAUGCCUUCGAAAGAAUGAAGUCUGGUUUUAGUGGCAUUGCAACUUCAUCUAAGCAGAUAGUGCAGACAAGUGUGGGCAGAGCGGGACACGAGAUGGAAGAGCCGGGGAAGAGAGGUCGUGGUAGGCCACCAGGGGUCAAUCUCCACACC
Molecule: messenger RNA, 1674 nt
Organism: Colletotrichum acutatum
Lineage: Eukaryota; Fungi; Ascomycota; Sordariomycetes; Glomerellales; Glomerellaceae
Exons: 3
Coding region: 194-1543 (449 amino acids)
Source: RefSeq, a predicted model, not a curated record